GUGUAUUAUAUUUAGAUGAAGUUAGGUUGCGCAACUAUGGAUUUUUAUCCCAAAUUUGGAUGUUUCAAGCUGUAUUUGUAAUUUUGAAAUGUGGCAGUUGCUUUGGCUCCACUGGUGAGGCAUCUAAUGUUGAUGUUGAUGAAUACCUAUGGCUGAUGGGGAGAGCGUGCUACAGGCCUAUCAUUGAAUAUUGUGGUGGCACGGAGAUUGGCGGUGGAUUUAUUACUGGUUCAUUUUUGCAGGCUCAAUCAUUGGCUGCUUUUAGCACACCAGCUAUGGGUUGCAGUUUGUUUAUUCUUGGCAGCGAUGGUUAUCCCAUUCCAGAGAAUGUACCCGGGAUUGGUGAAUUGGCACUUAGUCCCCUCAUGUUUGGUUCUUCUAAUAAACUGCUGAAUGCUGACCAUCAUGAUGUCUACUUUAAUGCUAUGUUUGGAAGAUUUGAGAGAGAGGAGAGUAGUGGAGAGGAGAGUAGAAAUGAAUGAUUAUCCUCUAUCUUGUUUGGAUGUUUUUAAAAUUAAG
Molecule: messenger RNA, 519 nt
Organism: Quercus lobata
Lineage: Eukaryota; Viridiplantae; Streptophyta; Magnoliopsida; Fagales; Fagaceae
Product: probable acyl-activating enzyme 17, peroxisomal
Exons: 2
Coding region: 60-482 (140 amino acids)
Source: RefSeq, a predicted model, not a curated record